GUGAUAAACCGGCACAAUAUCAGUUGUGUUCUAGUUUCCGUGACAGUAGGUUCGCCGCUUUUGUGGAAAAGCGUCAUAUUUUGAAAAGGUACUCGAUUCGCACCAUGGCCAACCAACAGAGGACGCAUCUCAUGCUUAAACGCUAAAUCAAAGGCAGUCUUAAAUUUAGGCGAGCAAAGUAUUUGGAGAGUCGCAGACGUUGACAGGGGAAACGACUCUUGUAUAGCAAUAUGUCUGCUGAAAUUUCAACCAACGAAGCUGUUAGUGCAGAACAUAAUGAUAUGAUCGAGGGAGAGCCUAGAUCAUCAGGAGGAUGGACAGACACUUCAAGUACUGAGGACGAGUUGUCCGAACCUUUCGGAUCUGGGGGUUCCGAAGCAGACCCCGACUUUUUCCCUAACGAUUUGAGCGAUUCUGAGAUCGAUGAGCCUCUGGACGUAUCCCGAAAACAAAAACAAAAACGAUCUGUACAAUUCCCAUGUCAAACCCAAAAAAUAUCCAGGAAGAGAAAAACUGACAAAAGCGAGUGGCAAAAAAACAAAGCCAAACGUUUAGGCUAUGAAUCCGCACGAACGAUAAAGCAAAGCGAUGGAACCACUAAAAGAAUCAAAGUUGAGCGCGAAGAAAAGAAGAUAAAACCUGCAUGUGGUGAAAAAUGCCGCUUGAAGUGCUCCAUGAAGAUCUCAGAAGAAGCGAGAAAACAGAUUUUUCAGCAAUUUUGGGCGAUGGGUGACCUACAAAGGCAGCGGGAGUUCAUUUCUCGCGGUAUGGUUUCUGUUCAACCUAAAUAUAGAUAUUACGUGAAGCUAGAGGGUAGUCGACGGCUAAACCAAGCAUACUAUCUAAACGUUGAUAGUCAGAACAUUAGAGUGUGUAAACAUGGAAAACACUCGACUGUUCCUGAAACCAUUAAAGAUGGUAUAAGAGAUCAUAUAAAUACCAAGAAUACCUAGCCAUUAUUGUCGUGCUGUCAGCAAAAAGGAGUACAUAGAAGGAGGAAAAUCAGUUGCUGAUCUCUACAGAGAUUACAAAAUGCUGUGCCAGGAAAGAAAUGUUCCUUAUUCUAACUAUACGAUGUAAUAUACAAUAUUCAAUGAAGAAUUUAAUAUUGCAUUCUUCACUCCUAAAAAAGACCAGUGCGAGCUAUGCCUGGCUUACGCGGAAGCACCUCAAGAUGAGAAACAGCACAUACAAAAUAACUAUGAUAUUCACCUGUGCAAGAAGGAGCUCUCCCGUAUAGAAAAACAACGCGACAAAGAGUCCAAUAGUAUUGUCACAGUCUUCGGUCUUCAAGCUGUAUUGCCGUGCCCCACUAAGAAUGCGUCAUCUUUGUACUAUGUAUCAAAAUUGAACGUAUUCAACCUAACCCUGUAUGAAAUGCAAACCAAGAAAACAUCUUGUUAUAUCUGCAAUGAGGGAGAGGCUGCCAGAGGAGCAAAUUAAAUUGGUUCUUGUGUAUG
This is a messenger RNA of Acanthoscelides obtectus, 1460 nucleotides long. NCBI's taxonomy places the organism in Eukaryota, Metazoa, Arthropoda, Insecta, Coleoptera, Chrysomelidae. The record is from the annotation of a GenBank genome assembly.